AUGCCUGCCACAGACUCUAAACUCACAUCAAUGGAGAAUGCAUUGGAGAAACAGGAGGGGAGCUUGACUAACAUUCCCUCCUCAGUUUCUCCUACUAUCGCCUUUUCUUCAACUCCUCUUGAUCCAAACACUACGAAACCUAAUUUGCCCAGUGAGACAAUGAUUGAGGAAAAAGCUGUCUCCAUGGCAAGUAAUGAUUGUAGCUUGUCUCUUUCUUCCCCUGCUGAAGCUAGCCCAGCCAAGCCUGCUGCAGCAUCACCUACUUUUUUUGGAGUGACUGUUGAAAUAAGUCCACCUACCUCACAUAUAGCAUCAGCAUCAGACUCCCUAAAAUGCACAGAGACAAACAUCGUCAACAUAUCAGAAUCACCACUAUUGUUGUCUGAGUUGCCAUCUACUACAUUUGGCAGUCCAGACCUGGAAAAUGACUUUCCUACUGUGCUGACCUUCAAAGGUGUCAGUGUCACUCUGGAGAAUAACAGUGUGUGGAAACAGUUCUACAGCUGUGGAACUGAGAUGAUUCUUACUAAACCGGGGCGCCGCAUGUUCCCUUACUGCCGAUAUCGCCUGUCUGGCCUAGAUCCUGAUCGUUUGUACAGUCUGGUCCUGUCCAUAGUUCCAUCAGACCAGUACAGGUACCGCUGGAGCACAUCCAAAUGGGAGGUCAAUGGACCAGCAGAACACCAGGCCCAGGGUUUGAUUCGGGCAUUUUCCCACCAUUACUCACCGGCUCGAGGCUCGGACUGGAUGGGUACCUUGGUGUCCUUUUACAAACUCAAACUGACCAAUUUUUCCCAAGACCAUGCUGGUCACAUAAUCCUACACUCCAUGCAUCGCUACAUUCCUAGGCUACAUGUGAUACCUGUCCCGGAUGGUGACAUACUUACACCUGACCAGCCUGUGGUUAUGGGACCAGAGAGCAUGACCUUUACUUUUCCGCAAACUGAAUUCAUGGCUGUGACGACUUAUCAGAACUUUCGGAUCACCCAGCUGAAAAUUAAUCAUAAUCCGUUUGCAAAAGGCUUUAGAGAGGACGGGAACAACUCUCGCCUACAGCGGGUCACUACAGAGGCUCAACCUGUGGUGGAGACAGCCACUCAGCCGUCUAUUUUAAAACCUGCUGAACUCAGUGAAAACAAGGAGAAGGUUGUGGAUCUGAAGUAA
Perca fluviatilis (European perch) is the source of this 1164-nucleotide messenger RNA. RefSeq names its product T-box-containing protein TBX6L-like. The coding region runs from base 1 to 1164 and encodes 387 amino acids. NCBI's taxonomy places the organism in Eukaryota, Metazoa, Chordata, Actinopteri, Perciformes, Percidae. Gene Ontology annotation, cellular component: nucleus. The record is from RefSeq and is a predicted model, not a curated record. Gene Ontology annotation, molecular function: DNA-binding transcription factor activity, RNA polymerase II-specific; RNA polymerase II cis-regulatory region sequence-specific DNA binding. The transcript has a single exon. Gene Ontology annotation, biological process: positive regulation of DNA-templated transcription; pattern specification process; heart morphogenesis.